AUGGCCGCCAUCGCUCCCUCCCUCGGCCUCCCAGGUGGCCUCGGACCGCCCCCCACGCCGCAACCGCCUCCAGUCUCCGGCCGCGACUACCUCCUCAAACUCCGCAAGUACCUCGGGGCCAACUUGACGCGUCUCGCGCCGCCGCCGCGAGGUAAGACAAAGGACGCGUCGUGGCUCGCACAAUCGUACACCGUCCUCACUCUGGGACUGGAUCCCAACUCGGCGCCGCUCAGCCCAUCGGUCAAAGUUCCCCUCACACUUGGGUUUGGGUCCCCAGCCCAGCCACCGCGGCACAGACCCGUCCUCCUCCGCCUGCCGCCCGACAAGCUCCUGUACCUCCUCUUGAGGUGGCAGAGCCUUCCCCAGUCGCUGUCGCAUGUGGGCCACACAGACGUCCCAGUCCCCGAUGGUGUGGUCCCCGUAGCUCGCGGCCGUGGGGACCAGCCGCGCCGAGAGGACGGUGACGUUGAGAGCGUGCGCUCGUGGGUCGGCAGUAUCCGCUCCGUCUCGAUGGGCACGCGCACCGCCGACGGUGGCGGGUUCGGAUGGUGGUCAAAGCCCAAGGAGGUCGAUGAAGACAAGAUCUUGCUAGAGCUGUACAGCGUCUUCAACACGCUCCCGGGACUCUUGAUCCACCCGCCGUUCCACUCUGAGGCUCCAGUUGCCGAGUUGCUGGACGCAGGAGGCUACACGCAGUUUGGAGGUGUGGACGUGCGCGUGCCACUGGACGUCCUGAGGAAUCUUCAAAUACUCGAGCUCGAGGGCUUUGACCCGCGCGGCCUGUUGAUCCCUGUCAACCCGCUGCUGCACAGUCUGACUGUGCGCGACGUGGAGGAUGCCGACGACUGGCUGCCCGAGCUGGUCAUCGAGGGUGAGAUUCCAUCUCCACCGGCAGAGUCUCCAGUCGUGACUCCCGAGGCUGCGUCGUCGCGCUUCCCCAACCUCCGGCACCUCAGCCUCACCCACACAUCCAUGCUGUCCUUCCCGGCCCUCCCGCUUACAUCCUUGACUCACCUCGACCUGUCCAACAACCUCCUCAAUGCCAUCCCAGAGUCGCUGGCUGCGCUGCACAACCUCGUCUCGCUCAACCUCUCCUCCAACCUGAUCACCUCUGUGCGCAACGCCCCCGCCGCUCUCGGCAACGUGCACACGAUCAACCUCGCGCGCAACCGCAUCGACUGCCUUGUCGGCCUCGACCGUGUCCUCGGCCUGCGCCGCGUCGACGUGCGCGGCAACCUGCUCGCGGAAGCCGACGAAGUGGGCCGUCUCGCCGUCCUGCCUGUUGUCGAGGCCGUCUGGUCCGCCGACAACCCAUUCUCUCUCACCCACAUGUCUGACGGCUCCGUCGCUGCCAAGCCGGCCGAGGAGUGGCGCACCGAGAUUGGCGCAGCCUUUGCUGCGGAGGCACACACUGUCGUGCUCGACGAUGUCCCCCUGAGCUGGUCCGAGCAGCGGCGAAUCGACGCGCUCCUCGCCGCAAGGGGAAGGCCGGCGGCGGCCAACGUGUACGACACGGCGGCCCCCGCGCCGCCGCCCAGACCCACCUCCCCCGUUUCCCCUAGCUCGCCCACGCGCGGAGGCUUUAACCGGACCCACCUGGCGGCGAGGUCCGCGACCGCGACCGCGAGUCCUACACGGGCGAGCAAGGCCGCCGCUGCCGCCACCGCCGCCGCGGUGGUGGACGAUGACCACUUCCACGCCAUCGCGACGGCCAGCGCACUCGUCCCCACCCCGGUGGGACGACAGCUCGCGCCGCCGUCGCCGAGUCGCUCGCCAGCGCCCAAGAAGGCAGCAGCGAAGAAACGGCCCCGUAGGCGCGUGGUCAACCUCGACGACGAAAACGGCUCGUCGUCGUCGCCGGCCGCCAAGGCGUGA
Molecule: messenger RNA, 1875 nt
Organism: Apiotrichum porosum
Lineage: Eukaryota; Fungi; Basidiomycota; Tremellomycetes; Trichosporonales; Trichosporonaceae
Exons: 3
Coding region: 1-1875 (624 amino acids)
Cellular component (GO): cytoplasm
Molecular function (GO): protein kinase binding
Source: RefSeq, a predicted model, not a curated record